UAUCUUCGUGGGUUGCUAUGGAAGUGAUAUUAGCAAUAUUAGAAAUCCAGCACUGUGGGCUGUGAGGCAAUAGGAUGUGAUAGAAACCAUAAGCAUGGAUGCAGUAGAAGAAGAUUUAAUUUCAACACAGAUAUAUUCAAUUCUUUGGGAAAAUGUGAGAGAAAAAGAAGGCAAUAUAUCAGAAAAACUCUGAGGCAGAGUUGAUCAGCAAAAGGGGGAAGUGCUACCCAGAUGAAGAGAAGCUUUCUGUCUAAGCACCUUCUCUGAGGUGAUUACUUCAUUACAAUACAGUAACUUUCUUGAAGAUGAAACAGAAACUAAAUUUUCCAAAUUUUUCAAGUUUUGAAGCUCAAUCAGUGAAAAAAAUGAUCCUGCUCAGAUUCUCAGUUCCAAAAACUGCCAGCUGAAGAGUAACAGACUUUGCUGUCUUGUGUAUCUUUGUAGAAUGUUUUCAAGCAUCCAAGCUGAUGACACCCAGGCAGUCACAAUUCCAACUUGCUCAGAAAUGCACUGGGAGCCCCAUUAUUGGUAAUGCUUCAUGUAUGUUCAAUAUCCUGGAAGUGGUGAAAAGAGUCAUGGUGUCAGUAUCGAGGAAUGGGAUAAACUCAACAGGCAGAGAGGAAGUACUGGAAAUUAUGGAGUUUUCAUAAUUUCAAUCUGUCUGCAACCAGAAGCUGGGAAAUUUUAAUGAACAUUUGAACUGAGAUACCCAUGGCUGGUGGCUUGGAGUUUGAGCUGGACUGCAUGAUCUUCUUUAUGAUUCAGCCCAACUCCCCUUAUCUGGCUGAGUGGUCCCACCUACCGGGAAAUUUCCACAGGGAUUCAUAUGAAUUUAUCGCAACUGAACCAAGUCCUGUCAUCAUCUGCUGCAAAAGGGCUGAUCAGGUUCUGAGAGAAAAGUCUAAAUUUUCUGGAUCCAAACAAGGACCACAGGUUUGGAUAGCAAUUCUUGAUUCAUGGAGGAGGUUUCCAGCUGAAAUGUGCAGUCCUAAGGAGAAACAAAAAUAUCAAUCAUCAGUUGGAAGGAACCCUACUGUUCUUCAAUCUGGGGCACUCAGCAGCAAAGAAGCGAAGAAACUUUUUUAUUUUGCUCUGCCAAGACUGGUGAGACUACUUACAGAAAAGGAAAAAGAAGGAAAUACAAAUUCACUGGCACUUCAUAAAUAUUAUUGUAGUUUUGUGGCGCAGUUUGAAGCAAAAAGACAUUGGGCAAUGCUGUUCAGAGGUGUACUAAUGUCCUCCUUUCUGAAACCAGGCUUCAGCUACCUACAUUUAAAAAGGCUCUCCACGGGAUGGGAUAUUCAUCUUGGUCAGAUUAAAACCUGGAACACAACUUCUGGGGCUAAAAAGUUGCUGUUCCUGGCCACUUGCCACCAGCACUAAGGUUCAGGACUGACCUUCAACCAAAUAUUUAAGGAACUCUGCAGAGCCUGAUGUGCUCCACACUGCAUGAUUUGAUGGGAAGGAAGCCUACCUCCACAGGAGGGCAUCGAGAAAGUAAGAUAAAGCAGCACUCUGAAAGGAGCAGCAGCAGGACAUAUCUCAAAAUAUUAUCAAAGAAAAAGUGUUUUCUUAAAGGGCAGCAGUCUCUGUUGCAGAGAUCAUGGUUGUGCUAGCAAAAGAACAGAUCCUUUUGCACUACUUCCUGUCUUUGAGAGUGGUUUGCAAUGCUUUCCCCCACUAAGCAGAUAAAAAAAAAUCAUGGGAACAGACCAGGUCAUUUUACAUCCUGCAUUACCCACAGGUCAUAUCAGAAAUCCUAGUGGAAGUUUUGUCUUUAGAGAACAUGAAGAGUGGAAAUGGAAAUACAUCCCCAAUACACUAAAUUGUGGUGCCAACAUGUGAAUGAUUUCAGGAUGCUGCUCUUUCAUUAUUUAUCAUUUAUGGCUAGAGAUUUCAAACAUCAAAUACCUGAAGAUUUGAAUAAAUUACCACUGAAGAAAUUGUCUAUUCUGCAGCUCCACGGCAAGUUCUUCUAGGGCAAGCAUAAGUUAUUGCUGCAUGUCUUGUUUAUUUGCAGCUUUUAACUCACACAACAGCGGUGGUUUCUUUUCCCUUCCUUCCUUUAAACUAGCUUAGUGCCUUAAAAAUUCAGCACUGCCUAUUAGGGCUAGGUGGCUUAAGAUUAUGUGAAAAAAAUAUUUGCUGAAAAAUAUGCCUUUAAUUCUUUACAAAGCAGACAUGAAUUUGCCAGUUGUGGCCUAUGACCCUUACUACAAAAUCGUUCUCAGGACUCAGGAAAUUAAAUUGAAUUUCAUCUCUUGAGAGUCAAUGUCUGCAUUCACUUCAACCUCCAGAGGCAGACAUAACUGGCAAGCUGUGGAAUUCCAGAUGCAACAUCUCCUAAAUCUUUCCUGCCAGUAGUCCUACUUUUUCUACACAAUUAUUAUAUGAUCUCAUAGCAAUCAUUUCUAUACUUAGGAUGGUUUUAGCUAUUAUGCUUUUUGCACUGAGUGGAAGAACAUUAGGGCUGAAUGUCUUCAGACAAAAAGGCAGCUGAAUCAAAAUUUCCAAUAUGCUUGGUAAAUUUCCCAACUCUGGAUGAUGAACUACAAAAAUAAGUGGAAUUUCUGACAAGAUAAAUGCCCUUUGGUUUUCUGAGUACUUUAAUCUUUGGAUGGAUUAAUCUCUUGAAUAUAAAACCAAAUUUUAAAAAUUCAUUUGAACUGAAUAACUUCUGGGUUAGUUGCAACAAUAAAAAAGUGUAAAUUCUU
Messenger RNA from Zonotrichia albicollis (white-throated sparrow), 2714 nucleotides. RefSeq lists its product as uncharacterized. The record is from RefSeq and is a predicted model, not a curated record. NCBI's taxonomy places the organism in Eukaryota, Metazoa, Chordata, Aves, Passeriformes, Passerellidae.